CACUGCAGCAUCAGUGGAAAAAAGACAGGAGAAAAGACACGACUCAGUGGACAGGAGAGACACAGUGAAGACAGAGAAGAAGAAGAAGAAGGGAGAGAGAGAAAAGGGAUAAAGGAGAGGCACAGAGAGACGAAGCACCUGCAGAGAGUCGGCAGGUGGAGCAGGACUGAGAGUCUCACUCCGCCUGGGCAGUGAAGGCAACACACACAAACACAGUUGUUUACUUGUCUCCGCUCUGCAGAGGUUCUGGGAGGUCCCUGAAGUGUGUGUGAGUGUGUCUGCUUGGCUGGGAGGGUGUGUGUUUUCUGUGUGUUGAUGAGUGUGUGGGCGUCGUGCGUCACUUUUCAUGGGACAUUGAGAGAUGAGUGUGUCACAGCGUCGGUGGACGUGCUAUAGGGGGCCGUGCUCCCCCACCCUCCCCCUCCUCCUCCUCCUCCUCCUGCCUCUGUCCUUCCUCUCCUCCUCCACGUCUCCGUUUGCUCAGGGAGCCAUCCACAUCCCCAAAGGCUACAAAGUGCUGAACAUGUCACAGCCUCCAGUGCUCACAGAGAUGCCGACAUCAUACACAGCCUUUUCUCAAGAGGACAUCUACCUGCCCUGUGAGGCCUCCGGGAACCCGACACCAACUUUCCGCUGGGUGAAGGACGGCGAGGCGUUCGGCUCGGAGCGUCAAGGAUCCGGGACGCUGCGGGCCGAGGACGAGGUGCCCCUCAUGUCCUACGAAGGCCACUACCGCUGCUACGCCUCCAACACCCUGGGGACGGCCGUGACGCGCAGCGUGCAGGUCAUCGUGGAGGCGCAACCGGUUCUUCUGAAACAACAAAAAAUACGUAAGACAGCUCACGAAGGGGAAAGCUUCGUCCUGUCCUGCAACCCUCCAGAAAGCUCGACUCCUCCGCUCAUCCACUGGAUGGACAAGAAGAUGGUGCACAUCACGCAGAAUGACAGGGUGGUGGUCGGCCUCGACGGGAGCUUGUUCUUCUCCAAUCUUUGGAAGAACGACAGCAGAAACGACUACAUCUGCAACGCCCAGUAUUCAGCAGCCAGGACCAUUCUGCCUGAGACCGCCGUGAGCCUGACCGUCCUGCCCAGUAAUGACGUCGUUCACGGGAGGAAACCACACUUCUUCCGUCCCGCUGGCCCCCACAGCUCUGUGCUGGCCCUCAGGGGCCACAGCAUCACCCUGGAAUGCGUCCCCAAAGGCCUACCCACACCAGAGAUGGAGUGGAAAAAGAAGGACGGCAGCCUGGCUGAAUCCAGCGGCAAACCCGAAAACCACAACCGCUGGCUCCACUUUGACAGCAUCACCCUGGAAGAUGACGGCGAGUACGAGUGUAGGGCCUUCAACAGCCACGGGUCGGCCACACACUCCUUCACGGUCGCUGUGGAAGCGGCUCCGUACUGGGUGAAGGAGCCUGCCAACCUGCUGUACUCUCCCGGGGAAACUGUGCGACUGGACUGUCAGGCUGAAGGCAUCCCGACGCCCAUCGUCACCUGGAGCAUCAACGGUCAGCCGCUCGCAGAGGUGGAUGACGACCCUCGUCGCAGCGUGUCAGGUGGUGUGUUGAUACUGAGGGAUGUUGAGUUCGCUGACACCGCGGUGUAUCAGUGCGAGGCCACCAACAAACACGGCUCGACGCUCCUCAACACGUACCUCUACGUCGUCGAGCUCCCCCCUCAGAUCCUGUCCUCUGACGGGGUCGUGUACCGAGUCACCGACGGCAGGAGCGUCGUGAUGCACUGCGAAUCCUUUGGCUCCCCACGACCUCACAUCACGUGGGAGGGCGAGGACAAGCUUCCUCUGCUGUCCGACCCUCGCGUCUCCCUGAUGACCAAUGGGACCGUCGUGCUGUCCGACGUCGGCGCGGACGACAGCGGCGCCUACACCUGCUCCAUCAAACACAGCAACAUCUCCAUCACUGCUCACCUGGAAGUCUUCAAUCGAACGCUGAUCCUGACGGGCCCCCAGGACCUGCGUACGCUGAGAGGAACGAGUGCUCGGCUGGACUGUCGCUUCUACAAAGACCCUCAGCUGCUCGACAACCAGAUCGUGUGGAAGAAAGAUGGACAAAAACUGCUCGAAUCGUCACCAGAUGACAAGUACACGGUCUUUCAGAACGGCACCUUGAAAGUGACAAACGUCCAAUCAAAAGACAACGGCUUUUAUUCCUGUGAAGUCAUCACUGCUCUAGACCACGUAAGCGCCACUGGCUCCAUCACUGUAGUAGACCGACCGGAUCCUCCCAAAGGUCUGUCGUUGUCUGAUGUUGACGACCACAGCCUGACUCUCAGCUGGAUCCCAGGCCACUCACACAACAGCCCCAUCAUGGAGUUUGUUGUGGAGGCCCGGGAGGAGCAGCACACGGAGGAGGGGAGGUGGAGGUGGGAGGAGUGGAAGAGAGUGCCCGGGGACUUCACUCACCUGCAGCUGAGACUCUACCCCUACUGCACCUACCGCUUCCGGGUCAUCGCCGUCAACGAGGUCGGCGCCAGCUUCCCCAGCGAGCCCUCAGUACACCACAGCACGCCGCCGGCUGUUCCAGACAGUAACCCCACUGGUGUCCGCAGUGAGUCCACAGACCCAAAGACUCUGAUGAUCACAUGGGAUGAGAUGGACAAGCGUUUGCACCAUGGCCAGGGCUUCCUGUACAGGGUGUCGUGGCGGGAGGCCGGGGAGACGAAUGCGCACUGGAACUCCGCCGACGUGCAGUCUCCGCCGUUCAUGGUGAACAACACAGGGACAUACAGACCGUUUGAGAUCAAAGUGCAGGCUGUCAACUCGCUCGGAACGGGACCGCCACCGGAGCCUGAGAUCGGACACUCCGGAGAGGACAAGCCUGAGGAAGCUCCCACCGGAGUUGAAACAACCGUGAUGAACAGCACAGUCCGAGUCAAGUGGAACGAAGCCCAGAACGUCCGAGGUCUGCUGCUGGGAUACAAGAUCCACAUCAGGAGGUUGGGUCCACAGGUGGGGCGGGGAAGGAGGUCUCUUGGAAAACUGCACCACGAGGAGGAGAAGGGGGGCAGGUUGGAGCGAGGGAAGGACAGAGACAGGGAGGGCAGGGUGGUGGUGGUCCACGGCAUGAAGACCUCAGAGGAGGUGACGGGGCUGCGGCUGUAUUCUCGCUAUGAGCUGACUGUCACCGCCUUCAACAGCAAAGGGGAAGGCCCCCAGUCCCCACCGCACCACUUCAGCACCCCAGAGGGAGCUCCUGGUCCUCCUGCAUCUCUGAGGUUCGAGAGCCCAACGGAGAAAUCACUGAUUCUCUACUGGACCCCUCCAGCUGAGACCAACGGCAUACUGCUGGGCUACGUGGUGCAGUAUCAGCAGGAGGUGGAGAGCAGAGACAGUCCGCUGCAGAUGGAGAUCAUCAGCGAUCCCAGUGUGACUCACAUUGAGCUGGACCCUCUGGACCCCGGCAGUCAUUACACCUUCAAAGUGAUCGCACGCACCGCCGCUGGAGAUGGACCUCCCAUCACACGGAGGGGCGCCACCCUUCUAGAAGGAGUUCCUCCAUCCAACGUCACCAUAGUUCCCGGUAACACGUCAUUCAACCUGAGCUGGGUGCCCGGAGAGCGAGACAGGAACCACGGCUUUCACAUCCACUACCUCAGGAAGAGCCCUGGGUAUGAAUGGGAGGUGUCAGAGGUGGUGAACUCCACGCAGGGUUUCUAUUCGCUGACAGGCCUCCAACCAGGAACUCAGUACCACCUUAGGAUCUAUCAAGAAAACGACACGCAGUGGGAGAAGGUGAUAUGGACCAUGGAGCCAGUGCCGUCGGAGAUGCACGGCGGGUUCGCCGCUCAGGGUUGGCUGAUUGGCCUCAUCAGCGCCAUCGUGCUGCUGGUGCUCAUCCUGCUCAUCCUCUGCCUUAUCAAACGCAGCAAGGGUGGCAAAUACGCCGUGAAGGACAAAGAGGACAAGGAGGUGGACUCCGAGGCUCGGCCAAUGAAAGAGGAGACCUUUGGAGAGUACAGAUCCCUAGAGAGUGAUGGAGACGAGAAGCGCUCGGACAGCCAACCGUCUCUCUGCGGGGACAGCAAGCUGGGCAGCGACGACUCUCUGGCCGAGUACGGAGACAGCGUGGACAUCCAGUUCAACGAGGACGGCUCGUUCAUCGGCCAGUACAGCGGCCGGGGGCCCGUCCCCCACGGCAACGAGAGCUCUGGCCCCGCCUCCCCCGUCAGCGCGGUCCCGCCUCCCCCCAUUGCGCCGUCCAUGUCGAGCAUCCUGAACCGCCACAGCUAGACACACAUGACAGAGGACACACAAACACACACAUAAACAUACAUGCUGCAACGAAACACAAAGGGACACACCACUGCUGACUACACACACACACACACACACACACACACACUGCCUCAGUACAUUCCACAGGUUUAUGCAGUGAAGCUGUUUACAGGAUGUUUUGCCUUUUGUAUGACAAGUUUACACACACAUACAGAAACACACACACACACACCUGAAGUGAGACGAGUCUUCACUCUGCUAUGAGAAUGAGAGACAGAAGGACGUUGAGGACAGGAGACGGCUGCUGCACCAGCUCUUUGUUUCGUUAUACCGACAGCUGACAUGUAGAAGUUAGUCGAGACUAAACAUUCACAAACAGUAACUGAGACGAGAACCAAACGAGAGGAAAAACACGAAGGGGCGAACACGUUUUACAGGUAAAACGUGACCAGAAUGUGGGUUGUCCUUCCUUGUUUACAUUUUUGAAGGCUGCCUGAUUGGACGCAGAUGUCACUGGAAGGCUUUUCCCGCUCGCAGACAUGCGGGGCACAAAUCACGCCGGUGGUUUACAUGAUCAGCUGAAAAUGAAAGCCGGUAGAGGAGAUGAUGUAACCACACACUCCGGUACAGUAGGGGGCAGUGUGCACCUGAGCCUUUCUUACCCUCAGACUGCAGGUGAGGCAGGGUUUACAGAGAGCUGGUGCAGCUCAGUCCAGGAGAGGAAGAGGAUGGCUGAUGAAGAGAGGGACGAAGAAGAGAGAAGAGGAAGUCAUUUCGUCUUUCAUUAUUUCAUCUCGUACUAACGUUUUAUAUUAUUUAUAUUCAUUUUUCAUGUGAAUGCCACCUGUUUCAGUUCUGUUUUUUAUUUUUUGUGCACCCUUGUUGCCGUGUUGUUAGUGUGCGUGUGUCUGCGGUUGAUCUUGCUGUUCCUUGGGGUGUCAGACGUGUGAUGCGAGCCUUGCGAGGCGUUCGAGGUCGCCGAGUUGAUCUUCGCAGCCUGUCAGCUCGUGUGUCUGUGUGUGAUUGUCUGUUCUCCAUCCCUGCAGCCAUGCGAGUCCUGUUGCCUUAAGGGAGACCAGUCGAGCCUCCUCCUCUCCUCCGUCUGCCGGCCGGCCAUUUCGCCUCCUCACAGGCGUUCCUCUUCCCGUCGUCCUCCUGUGUGCUCAGGGCGAUGAUGUCACGGCGGCCCUGAGAGCCGUGGAGGCGGGUUGCUCCGCCUGCUUGUGAGCUGCAGUUUGUUGAUCUCUCAGGGCCACCGCAGAUCGUGAUGACGGACAGGAAGACGCUCCUGUGUGCACACACACGCAUGCACACACACACACACACACACACACACACACACAGAUGUAAAAUGGAGGCCUAUGGAAACCAGUCCUCUGUAGCAAACCCACACAGGACCCUCUGAAGGGAGAGGGAGGGUGGAGGAAGAGGAAGGAGGAGAAUCUGACGUCUUGUUCUCUGAAUGUAAAUAGAACCUUGAGAUUGUCGUUUUUUAUUUCCAUUGCUUCUUUUAUAAGAGGGUCAAAUUGUGAUGUUUUUUAUUAUUAUGCUGUUUGGUUUUGCCCUGCAGCGCUCCAUCACUGACCUGCUGCAGCCUUUGUAUCAUACAACCCCUCACCCCUGUCACCCAUCACCUCUCACCCCCUGGCCCCCAUCAUCCCCUCAUCCCUUCGCCCUGUCACCACCAUCAUCCCCUCAUCCCUUCGCCCUGUCACCACCAUCAUCCCCUCACCCAUCACCCCUCACCCCUGUCACCCAUCACCUCUCACCCCCUGGCCCCCAUCAUCCCCUCAUCCCUUCGCCCUGUCACCACCAUCAUCCCCUCACCCAUCACCCCUCACCCCUGUAACCCAUCACCUCUCACCCCCUGGCCCCCAUCAUCCCCUCAUCCCUUCGCCCUCUCACCCCUGUCACCCCUCACCCAUCACUCAUAAUCGCCUCACCUGUCACCCAUUACCCCUCACCCCCGUUACCCCUCACACCUUCGUCUCCUCUUAGGUUUUCCUCUUGUGUCGAUUAGAACAGCGAACUGAGGUUCUUUAUAGCGACGCAGCAGAUCAUUUUCAGACGUCGUGUUGAGAAUUUGUGCUGUUUUAGCAGACUUGGGCGAGUCGCGUCCGUGUCUUCUGCAGCCCAGGAUGGAGCGAUACUGCAAAUCAGUCUGAAUACUUAGAGGUUUUGUUCUCGUGGCUUCAGUGUGUCUGAAACUUGACGUGAAGGAGGACGGCCUAACGGGGACUUCCUGUGAGCGUUGGGAUCCACUUUGUUUCUUGUGUUUGUGGAGCAGAGAGGGACUGGAUUUCACACACAGAGAUCUCCUGAAGUCUGACCCCCUUUAGAAACUCCUCACAAAUGUAGACAUUAGUUUGAUUUUUGAUUUUUCUCUGUAGUUUCCUUAAACAUCUGCUCAUUUUUAUCAACCAUGAGCAAAUAGUGCAUUUAUGUUGGACUACUUUCAGAGGCGGAUUAAUCCACAUUUGGUGCUCUCGUGAAUAUCUGGGACAGCAGGACUACCAUUAACCAUGUUGAGUAUUUUAUUUUCAAGAAAAAUUAUUUGCAUAUUUUCUGAUUCUUUACUCCUCAGUGACAGUAAACUGGAUUUUUUUUUUUAGGUUCAGAAUCAGAAUACUUUAUUGAUUGGGUGGUUGUGGACAGAGCAGGACAUUAACGUCACACUGGGCUUUCUGACAUUUUACAAACCAAACACUGUAAAAACAACUUGUGUCCACACGGCAUUUCCAAGUGGUUCUGUUUUCAGCAAAACCCCUGAACAUACCGUGAUACAGCAGGAGGUCCACUUGACCCUGGACCCUGUCCCCCUUCAGUCAUCUCUCGGUGUGAAAGUCCAACAUGUGGCCUUGUUAAACGCCUCCGGACUCCGGUGUUUCUCUCUGCUCCAGAUGCUGACUGAACAUCACUCAGUCUGCCUGUCUGCCUGUCUGUCUGUCUGUCUGUCUCUGUCGCAGCCUUCUUUUAUACAUAUAAACGCAUUGGGGGGGUGCAAAAAAAAUAACAAACAAAAAAAAAACAAAAAAACUUUAGGUAUGAAUAAUAACAAUACUGCAAAUGAUAACAUUGAUAGCAACAACAGUGCUACCAUCAGUUACGAUGACGCGGUCAGUAUUGUCAUCAGUAGCGAUGAUAUAAUCACUAAGUAACACAAUGGAAUGAAUCAGUAUCACAGGAUCUAGCAGGAACUUGAUGACAGUGGAGGUGGGGGGGCAGCUGUGGUGUGUGUGUGUGUAGGUUCAGCACACACACACACAGGGUGGGGGGUGGGGGGGUGAGAGUGUACUGCAAUAUUGAGGUGUGCUGAUGUUGUACCUGCUUGUUGCAUUGUGCUCUGUACUGUAGCUGACAAACUAACCCCAGACUGCCAACUAACCAAUAAACAUGGACGACACGUAUCCUGAACACA
This is a messenger RNA of Scatophagus argus, 7652 nucleotides long. RefSeq names its product neural cell adhesion molecule L1.1-like. The record is from RefSeq and is a predicted model, not a curated record. The transcript has 29 exons. Lineage: Eukaryota; Metazoa; Chordata; Actinopteri; Scatophagidae. Bases 362 to 4249 code for a protein of 1295 amino acids. Gene Ontology annotation, molecular function: protein binding. Gene Ontology annotation, cellular component: plasma membrane; axon. Gene Ontology annotation, biological process: cell-cell adhesion; axon guidance.